AUGACUUAUACCAGCGUUAAACCCAAAGUGCUCCUUAUCGGAGGCAUUGAGCACGCGCAAUCAGCUUGGGAUGCAUUGGGGCAGUUGGCAGAGCUGGUAGAACCCAAAGCAACCAAUCGAGCCGAAUUCAUCAAAGAGUGCAAGGACGGCAAGUUUGACGGGGUGAUUGCGCUGUAUCGGACGAUUGGCUCCGUCAACCUCACAGGGUUAGUAGAUGAGGAGCUGUUGGGCGUGCUCCCCAAGUCGCUUCGAUACAUUGCGCAUUGCGGCGCGGGCUAUGACCAAGUGGACGUCCAUGCCUGUAGUGCGCGCAGUCCUCCCAUUCGGGUAUCUAACGUUCCAACCGUUGUGGACGAUGCCACUGCCGAUGUGAACAUGUUUCUCAUACUUGGAGCGUUGCGCAACUUCAACACUGGCAUGAACGGUCUGCGACAGGGCAAGUGGCGUGGCAACCCAUCACCACCUCGUGGCCAUGAUCCUCAAGGCAAGGUUCUUGGAAUCCUGGGAAUGGGUGGCAUCGGGCGCAAUCUAAAGAAGAAGGCCGAGGCUUUUGGCAUGAAGGUUAUCUACCAUAACCGCCGUGAGCUCAGCGACGAGAUGUCCGCCGGGGCUCAGUAUGUUUCAUUUGACGAGCUUUUGUCCAUCAGCGACGUGGUGAGCUUGAAUUUGCCUCUGAACAAAAACACCCGCCACAUUAUCAGCAGGGCCGAGUUCGCCAAGAUGAAAGAUGGGGUGGUAGUGGUCAACACUGCCCGAGGCGCCGUUAUGGAUGAAGCCGCUCUGGUCGAAGCCCUGGACAGUGGCAAAGUCUUCUCGGCUGGAUUGGAUGUAUUUGAGGAGGAGCCCAAGGUUCAUCCAGGACUACUGAGCAACCAGAACGUGAUGUUGGUGCCACACAUGGGUACUUGGACAAUCGAGACCAUACGUGCCAUGGAAGAAUGGACGAUCGAGAACAUUCGCAUGGCUCUCGAAGUCGGAUCACUGAAAAGCCCAGUCCCAGAGCAAGCUGACCUGUAA
Penicillium olsonii is the source of this 1017-nucleotide messenger RNA. The record is from the annotation of a GenBank genome assembly. Lineage: Eukaryota; Fungi; Ascomycota; Eurotiomycetes; Eurotiales; Aspergillaceae.